This is a messenger RNA of Zea mays, 3141 nucleotides long. NCBI's taxonomy places the organism in Eukaryota, Viridiplantae, Streptophyta, Magnoliopsida, Poales, Poaceae. The record is from RefSeq and is a predicted model, not a curated record.
AGCACGCCCACCUCACAGCUCACGUUACUAUCGCCGCCGUGCACACGCCACAGAGCUUGGCUUUUGGCCAUCUUCCCCACCUGCCCAGGGGCGGUCCCUUCACACCCGUAAACCCACCUCCGUUCCCUAUCCCAAUUCAUCCGUUCCAGGUUUCCAACGCUCAGUGGAAUGGAAGCCUCCACCCCGUGCUUGCGCUUUUAAUUUCCUUCCCCCACGCGCACUAAGCGCACCACCACCGCUUACCAUGAGUGGGAGUUGCACUAGCUAAUCGCUAGCCACUCCAUAGUUAGCAUUUAGCACUGCCUGCCUGUCCGGUGCCCGGCCAUGUCGUCGUCGUUGUCGCUGCGCCGUCUCUGCUUCGUGCUGCCGAUGGACGCCGACGAGGCCGUCCCACCGGCGUCCCACCCGGAGGGGCCGGCGCGGCGCAGCCCGGCUAGGGUGGCGUCCCUGGAACUCGAGACGGCCGGGUCGUACGCCCGCACCACGGCCGUCCGCCUGUUGUCGUGCCUCCGCCGCUGGCGGCCCCGGCCCUGCUGCCGCGGCGCCGGCCGGUGGCACGACGACUCUUCGGAAAAGGCGGCGGCGUUCGAGGACAUCGCCGGCGUGGUCGACGACGUCGCCGGCAGGAAGCAGCUCGCGGGCGGCGGGCCCAGGAUAUUCAGCUACUCGGAGCUCUACAUCGGGACGCGCGGGUUCAGCGACGCGGAGGUACUCGGCAGCGGGGGAUUCGGCCGGGUGUACCGCGCCGUUCUGCCCAGCGACGGCACCACGGUGGCCGUCAAGUGCGUCGCAGCCAGCAGCGCGGGCGCCCGCAGCGACAAGUCGUUCCUGGCCGAGCUCGCGGCCGUGGCCAGGCUGCGGCAUCGCAACCUGGUGCGCCUCCGCGGCUGGUGCGUGCGCGCCGGGGAGGAGCUCAUGCUAGUCUACGACUACAUGCCCAACCGCAGCCUCGACCGCCUGCUCUUCGCGCCGCCCAAGGCCGCGGCCCCGGCCUCGGCUCCGCGGCUCAGCUGGGACCGCCGCCGCCGCAUCGUCGCCGGGCUCGCCGCCGCGCUCUUCUACCUUCACGAGCAGCUGGACACGCAGAUCAUCCACCGCGACGUCAAGACCAGCAACGUCAUGCUCGACUCCGAGUACAACGCACGGCUCGGCGACUUCGGCCUCGCCCGCUGGCUCGAGCACGCGGUGGGCGCCGACGACGCCCUGAACCCGCUGCACCCGGAGGCGUCGCCACCGUCCCUGCGCCUGUCGUCGUCAUCUGCCUCGGCCGCGGUCUCGGCCAACUACCAAUUCCGGCUCAUGGACACCAGCCGCAUCGGCGGGACCAUCGGGUACCUGCCGCCUGAGAGCUUCCAUCGCCGGGCCGCCGGCGGCACCGCCAAGUCCGACGUCUUCAGCUUCGGCAUCGUGCUCCUGGAGGUGGCCACGGGGCGGCGCGCCGUCGACCUGGCGUACCCCGACGACCAGAUCUUCAUGCUCGACUGGGUGCGGCGGCUGUCGGACGAGGGCAAGCUGCUCAACGCCGCGGACGCGAAGCUGCCGGACGGCGCCUCUGCGCUGUUCGACGUCGCGCGGCUCAUGCACCUCGGUCUCCUCUGCUCGCUGCACGACCCCAGGGCGCGUCCGACCAUGAGGUGGGUGGUAGAGAACCUCUCCGACGGCUGCUCUGCUGGCGACCUCCCGCGUCUGCCGUCGUUCGUGGCGCUCCCCAAGUACAUCUCUCUCACCUCGUCGUCGGCCUCCGACUCCGGCGCCACGACCGUCACCACCGACAGGAGCACGGCGGCGACGUCUCUAACCAAUUCCAACCCCGUCUACGACACCGCGGCCGCGGACACCAUCUACCACACCGCGGAAGACGGGAGGACGACCGGUUCCAGGUCCGCGUCCGCUGACUCCGGCCGGCGGUCGUCGUCUCGGCUAGCGCCCGUGGCGAUCCCGCACGUGGACACGCCGCGCGAGAUACCCUACAAGGAGAUCGUCGCCAUCACCAACGACUUCUCCGAGUCGCAGGUGGUCGCGGAGCUGGACUUCGGGACAGGGUACGAGGGCUUCCUGGACACCGGCCACGGCCGCGUCCACGUCCUCGUGAAGCGCCUCGGCAUGAAGACGUGCCCGGCGCUGCGCGUCCGGUUCGCCAGGGAGCUAUGCAACGUGGCCAAGCUCCGGCACAGGAACCUCGUGCAGCUGCGCGGGUGGUGCACGGACCACGGCGAGAUGCUCGUCGUCUACGACUACUCCCCGGGGAGCCUCCUGAGCCACCACCUGCUCCGGCGGCGCGACUGCGGCGCGGUCCUCCCGUGGCGGCAGCGGUACAGCAUCGUCAGGGCGCUGGCGUCGGCCGUCCUGUACCUCCACGAGGAGUGGGACGAGCAGGUGAUCCACCGCAGCAUCACGUCGUCGGCGGUGUUCCUGGACCCCGACAUGAACCCGCGGCUCGGGAGCUUCGCGCUCGCCGAGUUCCUGUCGAGGAACGAGCGCCACGGCGGCGGGCACCACGUGGUGGUCACCGCCAGCUCGGCCCGGGGCAUCUUCGGCUACAUGUCGCCGGAGUACAUGGACACGGGCGAGGCGACCACCAUGGCCGACGUCUACAGCUUCGGCGUGGUGGUGCUGGAGGUGGUGACCGGCACAAUGGCCGUGGACGGGAGGCUGCCGGAGGUCCUCCUCGUUAGGAAGGUCCAGCUCCUUGAGCAGCAGGACCGGCCGGUGGAGGCCCUGGCGGACCGGCGGCUGGACGGCAAGUUUGACCGUAGGGAGCUCGUGCGGCUGGCUCGGCUCGGCAUGGCGUGCACCCGGUCAGACCCGGCGGCGCGGCCGAGCAUGAGGAAGAUCGCGAGCAUUCUGGACGGCAACGAAGACGUGCUGGACAAGCUGGAGCAGAGGAAGGAGAGCACGGAGGACUGGCAGAGGAGGAACGCGACCAAUCUUGCUCUAGUGAGGAGAUUCCAGGCUCUUGGCAUACACUGAAAAGUUUGAAACAGAGGAAAGUACUAGUGAUUCAGCUUUUGUUGUUCUUCUGUAUAUAGAGAAUUUUAAUUUCUUCUGUGAGUUUUUGUGGGGAUAUGGCCAAAACUUCCUGGUGUAAAUAAUACUUGCUUUAAUUUAGGUUUAAUGUUGAGCAGUUACAACUAACAACAA